UGACUUCUCCUCUGAGCGUCGCAUCGUGUUUCUUUCACUUGGCUUUGAACCACAGUAGUGAUACGAUGAAUUACAGGAGUGCAGGCGUUCCCUUACUUCUUCUAUUGGCCGUUUCGGCUUAUGCCGAAGUCGUACAAUGGACGGCUUGCAAUUACGAACCCAAUGUUCCUAUUAACUGUACCGUUCAUGAGGUCCGUGUGAAUCCCUGCAAGGAAGCUGCACAGAAUAAACCAUGCCGUUUGAAACGGGGUCACGAUGCUAGCAUCAGUUUUGACUACACAGCCGAUUUCGAAGGCACCGCUUUGGAAAGUCGUGCGUACUGGGCCACCGAGGUGGUAGAUCUGCCGUUUUUAGGAAUGGAAACAAAUGCCUGCACAGCCACCGAAUGUCCAGUUACUCCUGGCAAGAAACAGUCGUACACUGUAUCCUUACCGAUUUCCAAGAAAUAUCCAGUUAGAACUUACGAUGUCAAGUGGAAGCUUUGGAACGAGCAACAGCAAGAGUGCUGCUUCAAAUUCCAAAUCAAACUGCACAAGUAAAGAAGCACUGUUCGACUCUUUGUUCGUUACACUCCGGCAUCGUUAGGUCAUUGCGAUUUGCUAUUUGAUUAUUUGAUCGAAUAAAACGGUCCUUUGUUAACGCA
Molecule: messenger RNA, 643 nt
Organism: Cephus cinctus (wheat stem sawfly)
Lineage: Eukaryota; Metazoa; Arthropoda; Insecta; Hymenoptera; Cephidae
Product: MD-2-related lipid-recognition protein
Exons: 4
Coding region: 66-539 (157 amino acids)
Biological process (GO): intracellular cholesterol transport
Molecular function (GO): sterol binding
Source: RefSeq, a predicted model, not a curated record